Messenger RNA from Branchiostoma belcheri (Belcher's lancelet), 1258 nucleotides. RefSeq lists its product as uncharacterized. The transcript has 2 exons. Gene Ontology annotation, biological process: regulation of apoptotic process. The record is from RefSeq and is a predicted model, not a curated record. Bases 155 to 487 code for a protein of 110 amino acids. NCBI's taxonomy places the organism in Eukaryota, Metazoa, Chordata, Leptocardii, Amphioxiformes, Branchiostomatidae.
CAGAACUCACUUCCGCGUUUGCCCGGUGUGCCGGGCCGACGGUAAGACAGGGUGACGAAAGGGUCGAGGUUUACCGUCCUUUAGGGUCUAGAAAGGUAUUUGCAGAAGAAUGUGUCAAGGCAGGGCUCCGAAAAGCAGUUGAUGAACAGGAGUCAUGGCGGAGAGUGCUGAAAUGGACGGCAGUGUGGUGUGGAGUAGGGACUGCCUGCGGAGACAUCGGGUGAGGUUCAUAGACAACAUGAACGACGUGACCGUGAGACAGGUGCUAGAUCGGCUGGCUGACCGAAUGUUGGAUGAAGAACGGGAGAGAAUCCUCUGUGAUGGUCAAGUUGGCGUCACAACUAAUGACAGGAUACGGAACCUGCUAGACACCCUCCCUACCAAAGGCCAGCGGACCAUAGACGCCUUCAAGCGCGCGCUCUGGGACUGCGAGUGUCGGUUCCUCGUUAACGAGAUAGAUCAGAUCGAGAGACAGAGAGCACAGUAGUGAUCACGGAACAAAGUGAUAUGAUGAAAAACAUUUUAAUGCACAUGUAUACCCCCAAUGGAUUUAAGUGCAAGUUCUAACUGUGACUGCAAACUAGGAUGUAUUCUAACGGGCACGGCUAAAAACGACUGUCGUCUCACGGUAGAUAUCGCCAGUACAGAGAGUUCUGUACGAGAUUGAGAUCACACAUUCAAAAGCGUCCCCUGAUGACCACAAACCAACCUUGUAUCUUACUAGCCUCCUGUGCAGGCUCCGGGGCCAGUGGGAAUUUUGAUACAGCGUUUUGAAGAGUUUUUAACGCGUUCUUUUAAUAGCCGGCCAUCCUACAACCAGCCGCGAGAGAAGGUUCCAUUCCACCCGUGGAAUGGAACCUUAAAACCUCUUCAAAACGCUGUAUCAAAAUCCCCACCCGCGCCGGAGCCUGCAAAGGAGGCUAGUAUCUUACUAUAAUUGUGGGAGAGUUGAUUGCUCCUAUAGGCUAUACUUUUUGAAUGGAGGGUGCUUUUAAAUAUGUAUGAAAUGUCUCCUAUUCAUGAUUUUAAAUGCUUAUCUAAGUUUUUUUUAUGAAAAUUAAAUAUAAUCAAUAGAUAAUAUUCAAGUAUCUGUGUUCUUAUUCCUUAAGUAAGGCGUCAAAGUGCAACUACAAUAAGAUAUAUGAAGUCUUCUCGUUCUAAACAACCUUCUUGUUCUAAAUACCAUGUCAGUAGCUGUUAGAGCACUAAAGUGUGAACACAUCUAAAUGAGACACAUUGACUGAGGCCUUCAAGCUAG